AGACGUGGGUAUGUUAAUAAGGGUGUGGGUGUGGUUUCGUCGUUGCCGUGGCGACCGCGUCCCUGUGGGCGGGACUCCCCGCCGUUCUCACCUCUGAUUGGUCCACCCAUAUCUCCCGCCGCCCAUCUCGCUUCUGAUUGGCCCGCGCGCCUCGCGCCGGCGCCGUUCUCUCUUCUGAUUGGCCACCGGCUCCGUGAGGGCUCCGCCAUGGCGGCCGAGCUGGAGGCGGCCGUGGGCACCGUGUGCUGGUGGGGGCUGUCCCCGGCCAUCGAUCUCCGCCUGCACCUGCCGCCGGAGCCGGACCCCGCGGCGGAGGCCUCGGUGCUGCUGGUGGGGGCGGCUGAGGGCCGGCACCUGCUGCUGACGGCGGCCCGGGCCCGCCGGGGACCCCCCCGAUCCAUCACCCUCUUCGUGGCCGAGCAGAGCCCCGAGCCCGUGGCCCGCCAGCUCCUGUUCCUGCUGCUGGCUCUGGAAUCGCCGGAGCGGCCCAGACCCGCAGCCCGCGCCGCCGCCAUCCUGGAGCUGCUGGGCUCGGGGACGCUCCGGGCCGGCACGGCCGAGCUGCUCCGCGGGGCCGCGGGGAGGCUCCGCCGCUGGGUCAGCAGCGACCGGCACCGGGAGCCGGACCGGGAACCGGACCGGGAACAGAACCGGGAACAGAACCGGGAACAGAACCGGGACCCAACCGGGCCCGCCGAACUGGGGCUCAUGAAGUGCCGGGACCGGGACGCUCUCGAGGCAGUUCUGCGGCGCUGGGAGCGGGCGGUGCCGGUACCGGGGGCUGAACCGGGAUCGGAACCGGGAUCAGAACCGGGAUCAGGACCAGGAUCGGAACCGGGAGCAGAACCGGGAUCGGUACCGGGAUCAGAACUGGGAGCAGAACCGGGAUCGGAACCGGGAACCGAGCCGGGCCCGCCGGGCUGGGAGCGGCGGCUGCGGCGGCGCCUCGGGGCGCGCUACGACAGCAGGGCGGCGCUGGCGGAUUGGGACCUGCGGAUGGCGCUGCAGCCGCGCGGGGACGGCCGCUCGCUGUCCCCCCCCUCCUACUGGGGGGACGUGGUCACCGGACCCUUCCUCAUCUUCGGCCUGGAGCCGCGCGGGGAUGCCAAGACGGCCACCGAGGUGUCCCUGGGCGCUGUCACCGAGCUGCUGACGGAGCUGCUGCAGGGGGAGACCCCCAGAGACCCCCCCAGAGACCCCCCUGGGGACCGAGACCCCUCCCCAGAGCGGCGGGACCCCCCCAGUGACGAUUCCAACCCGCUGGGCCCGCUGGCUCCUCUCCCGCUCCGGAUUCGGUUCCUGCCCCUGGGGGGACCCCCCGAGACCCCCGCCCGCCUCGGGGGGCUCUGCCGGCUGCUGGUGCUGGGCUGGAGGUCAUUGCCGGCCCUGAGCCCCUCCCUGGGGGCUUUGGCUGCGCCCGGGGCCACCCUGCUGCUGGAGCUGCCCACGUUCGUGCCCACCCUGCGCCCCCCCCAGCUGGAGGCGCUGCGGGCGCGGGCGGCGGCGCUGGCCAGGGGAGGGGGCUUCGAGCCCUGGGGGGGGCCUGGGGAGCCCCCAGGCCACGCCCGGUUCCGCAAGGUGCCCCCCCCGCAGUGAGACCCCAGACCCAAAUCGUCCGUUUUACCCAGAGACCCCAAAAUCACCCCAAAAUUGGCCCC
Messenger RNA from Catharus ustulatus (Swainson's thrush), 1658 nucleotides. RefSeq names its product dynein axonemal assembly factor 3 (gene DNAAF3). Gene Ontology annotation, biological process: motile cilium assembly; axonemal dynein complex assembly. NCBI's taxonomy places the organism in Eukaryota, Metazoa, Chordata, Aves, Passeriformes, Turdidae. The record is from RefSeq and is a predicted model, not a curated record. The transcript is spliced from 10 exons. Bases 208 to 1596 code for a protein of 462 amino acids.